GCUGCUAGCUGUGAUGCUAACUUGACAGCGCAGCUCCUUCUCUUUGUCAGAGGACUGACUUCCGUUUUCAUGUCGGGUCCAGGUUUCUGGAAUUUGCUGUGCACCGACGCUGUGAGCGGUCUCUGCGGGAAGCUGUAGCGGAUGUUUAGUGUCUCAGUGGCCGAGAGAAAGUCCAAACUCCUCGGUUUCAGCCUGACCAGAGUUUCGCGUUCAUUAAUCUGCCUCAUCCUUGGAAAACGCGACUGUUUACCUAGCUAGCUGGCUAGCAUCAGCCAGCUGAGUUAAAGAUCUGAGCAUGUUUCGGUUCUUGAACGACGUUGAUGACGACCCCUACAUGAUGGAUCCAUUUGCGGCUCACAGGCAGCAGAUGAGUCUGUAUCAACCUUUUGCUAUCGACCCUUUCGCUCUUGCCCCCCAGAUGCAGCCACAUCGUGCACCACGUAGACAGGCCGGUCCACUGGCCCCCUUCGGUAUGAUGGGAAUGGGCGGUGGAUUCAUGGACAUGUUUGGCAUGAUGGGAGAAAUGAUGGAAAACGUGGAAAGAAUGACGAGUACACAAAACUGUCAGACGUUCUCCUCCUCGACAGUGAUCUCCUACUCCUCGACAGAUAUAGGGGCUCCUAAAGUUUAUCAGCAGACCCAGGCAACGAGAACAGGCCCUGGAGGGAUCCGUGAAACGCGGCAGUCGGUGAGGGACAGCGAGAGCGGCUUGGAGCGUUGCGCCAUCGGCCACCACAUCGGCCCUCGUGCACACAUAAUGGAGCGUUCGCGAAAUCGCCGCACAGGAGACCGCGAGGAACGGCAAGACUUCAUUAACCUUGACGAAAGUGAGGCUGGAGCGUUUGAUGAUGAGUGGAGGAGGGAGGCAGGAAGGUACGUCCCCCCGAACGCCCGGGCGCUUGAGUACGGCCGCGAUCGAAGGGCAGUAGUCCCCCAGCUGGCUCUUCCUGCCCCUCCUAGCUCGUCACCCCCCCCAGGUCCUCGGCACGAGUCCCCCAGACACCGUCAGCCCCAAGCCCGCCCACGCUACGACUGGUGAGAAGGUGUCACAUUUGACGAGGCGACCACAAAUGGAUUUGAGGGAAGAUUUCCCCGAUGCUGUGAACCAAGUUGAAGACGGAAGUUGAUGAUUGUCACAACUGGCUGUCGUAAAUGUUUGAUAUGACUGGACUGUCUAUAUAUGAACCACAUAUUACACACACACACACACACACACACACACACACACACACACACACACACACACACACACACACACACAACAACCCCCCUACACACACUUGAUAGAUACAUUUACAGUUCAACUGCUCUACUGUGACAUUCAAAAAAACACAAAAAGUGGAUCUCUUGUGCAAAUUGGGAAUAACUACACUCACUUUAUAUUAUACUCGUCCUCAAAACUUUCCAUGUGUUUUUGCCCACUGCACGUAAGUGCUACAGUAUACAGUACAUCUGCUGUACAGUCCAUUUUAUGUUCGUGAAGACACUAGUGUGUCGGUGAAUUGAAUUGUAUACUGUUAACUAAUUAAUCUAACUAAAUAAAAGUUCAUUAAACAUUGUUAGAUAAUUGCAAAAUGUGUGUCUGUUGUGGUUGUGUUUGACGAUCGCAUGUCUUCUAUAUUGACGUGUUUCAUAAAAACAAAUUUCACGAGCUUCAAUAUCAUGAAUACGCAUCAAUACCUGUAAAUCUAUGCUUUUUUUUAAGCCUCAUAAAAUGUAUCAACACUU
Molecule: messenger RNA, 1728 nt
Organism: Pleuronectes platessa (European plaice)
Lineage: Eukaryota; Metazoa; Chordata; Actinopteri; Pleuronectiformes; Pleuronectidae
Gene: mlf2
Product: myeloid leukemia factor 2
Exons: 8
Coding region: 296-1039 (247 amino acids)
Biological process (GO): regulation of DNA-templated transcription
Cellular component (GO): cytoplasm; nucleus
Source: RefSeq, a predicted model, not a curated record